Molecule: messenger RNA, 375 nt
Organism: Aspergillus affinis
Lineage: Eukaryota; Fungi; Ascomycota; Eurotiomycetes; Eurotiales; Aspergillaceae
Exons: 1
Coding region: 1-375 (124 amino acids)
Source: RefSeq, a predicted model, not a curated record
AUGAGAGGAUCCUUGCGGCCCAACGAAAGCUCGCAGAGGCACAAAAAUAGACUUACGACUCUCAGUAAGACUGCAGCAGGGGGCCUUAUUGCGUAUCUUCAGGCCGAGUUCGGGGAUUACCGUGGUUACCCAAGACAACCGGGGUUAGUCUCAGCCCCCCACCGUUUCAAUUCAUUCAUGACCACAGCAGCCAUCAAAGAUCUUCUCGCCGCCGCCGAGAGAGCUCCUGAGAAAGUGACAGAGCAUACUAUCCAUGUCGCCGAGGACGUUGCAAACGAGACUAGAAGCAUCGAGGACUGGGGAGGGGCUAGGACCGAGCUUGGGGUCCGCACGGCUGCCACGACCCUCAUCCCAAUGACCAGCCCUUGCACCUAG